This is a messenger RNA of Cebus imitator (Panamanian white-faced capuchin), 2412 nucleotides long. It is a transcript of the gene KCNK3, whose product is annotated as potassium two pore domain channel subfamily K member 3. The transcript is spliced from 2 exons. Gene Ontology annotation, biological process: stabilization of membrane potential; potassium ion transmembrane transport. Gene Ontology annotation, molecular function: potassium ion leak channel activity; open rectifier potassium channel activity. The record is from RefSeq and is a predicted model, not a curated record. Lineage: Eukaryota; Metazoa; Chordata; Mammalia; Primates; Cebidae. Gene Ontology annotation, cellular component: membrane. Bases 149 to 1336 code for a protein of 395 amino acids.
GGCAGUGGCGGCUGCGGCCCCGGGCGCGGAGCGGGUGCCCGGCGCGGAGAGCUGCGAGCGCAGCCAUGCCCCAGGCCGCCUCUGGGGCAGCAGCAGCGGCGGCCGGGGCCGGGGGCGCCGGGGGGCCGGCGGCGGCCCGGGCGGGACGAUGAAGCGGCAGAACGUGCGCACGCUGGCGCUCAUCGUGUGCACCUUCACCUACCUGCUGGUGGGCGCCGCGGUCUUCGACGCGCUGGAGUCGGAGCCAGAGCUGAUCGAGCGGCAGCGGCUGGAGCUGCGGCAGCAGGAGCUGCGAGAGCGCUACAACCUCAGCCAGGGCGGCUACGAGGAGCUGGAGCGCGUCGUGCUGCGCCUCAAGCCGCACAAGGCCGGCGUGCAGUGGCGCUUCGCCGGCUCCUUCUACUUCGCCAUCACCGUCAUCACCACCAUCGGCUACGGGCACGCGGCGCCCAGCACAGAUGGCGGCAAGGUGUUCUGCAUGUUCUACGCGCUGCUGGGCAUCCCGCUCACGCUCGUCAUGUUCCAGAGCCUGGGCGAGCGCAUCAACACCUUGGUGAGGUACCUGCUGCACCGUGCCAAGAAGGGGCUGGGCAUGCGGCGCGCCGACGUGUCCAUGGCCAACAUGGUGCUCAUCGGCUUUUUCUCGUGCAUCAGCACGCUGUGCAUCGGCGCCGCCGCCUUCUCCCACUACGAGCACUGGACCUUCUUCCAGGCCUACUACUACUGCUUCAUCACGCUCACCACCAUCGGCUUCGGCGACUACGUGGCGCUGCAGAAGGACCAGGCCCUGCAGACGCAGCCGCAGUACGUGGCCUUCAGCUUCGUCUACAUCCUCACGGGCCUCACGGUCAUAGGCGCCUUCCUCAACCUCGUGGUGCUGCGCUUCAUGACCAUGAACGCCGAGGACGAGAAGCGCGACGCCGAGCACCGGGCGCUGCUCACCCGCAACGGGCAGGCGGGCUGCGGCGGCGGCGGCGGCGGCAGCGCGCACACCACGGAUACCGCCUCGUCCAUGGCAGCGGCGGGCAGCGGCGGCUUCCGCAACGUCUACGCGGAGGUGCUGCACUUCCAGUCCAUGUGCUCGUGCCUGUGGUACAAGAGCCGCGAGAAGCUGCAGUACUCCAUCCCCAUGAUCAUCCCGCGGGACCUCUCCACGUCCGACACGUGCGUGGAGCAGAGCCACUCUUCGCCGGGAGGGGGCGGCCGCUACAGCGACACGCCCUCGCGACGCUGCCUGUGCAGCGGGGCGCCGCGCUCCGCCAUCAGCUCGGUGUCCACAGGCCUGCACAGCCUGUCCACCUUCCGCGGCCUCAUGAAGCGCAGGAGCUCCGUGUGACCGCCCCGGGGGGCCUGGAGCGCCUGGGGGCGCGGGCUGGGGACCCCUGCCGGGCGGACCUGCUGCUGUCGGCCAGGAGACUGCCCCCGCCGCCUUCUGCCCAGUGGGACCCCCCACAACAUCCCUCACCACUCUCCCCCAGUGCCCCCAUCUCCGACUGUGCCUGCUUGCCCCAGCCGGCAGGAGGCCGGGCUCUGAGGACCCCUGGGGCCCCCAUCCGAGCCCUGCAAAUUCCGAGAAAUGUGAAACUUGGUGGAGUCAAGGAGGGAAGGCAGAAGCUGGGAGCGUCCCUUCCCUUUGAAAAUCUAAGAAGCUCCCAGUCCUCAGAGACCCUGCUGGUACCCAGACCCCCACCUCCGGAGGGGACUUCAUGUUCCGUGUACGUUUGCAUCUCUAUUCAUACCUCUGUCCUGCUAGCUCUCCCACCUUUCCUUGGUUCCAAAAGCCAGCGUGUCUUUGUCCAAGUCACCCCCACUCAGUCCCACUCCCCCACUCCGUCCCCAGCUGUGUCUCCCAACCUCCCGCUCUCUUUGUGUUGUUUUGCAUGGCUUUGCAGUUAUGGAGAAAGUGGAAACCCAGCAGUCCCUAAAGCUAGUCCCCCGAGAGCAGGUCAGAAAGAAGGGACCGGCAGGCAGCAGGAGGGGUGAGCCAGAAGGCUUGCCAGUCUGCAGAAUGGUCACACUGGAGGUUCAAGUUAACUGACCUCUAGCCACAUUCUCAUAGCAGGUCGGACUUCAGCCUUCCAGACACUGCCCUUAGAAUCUGGAACAGAAAACUUCGCCAUCCCCAGCCACUGCUAAUAAUUACCAACUCUUAAAUUUGUGGAGUGAUUUUUAGCCUCUGAGAACUCUGUGCUGGCCACUGAUUGCUUUGAGUCUCACAACACCCUACUUAGGUCAUGAAGGCAGGAGUUCUGACCCCCAUUUUACAGAUGAGAACACUGAAGCCUGGACAGGUGAAGUGACCAGAUAGCAAAAGGCAAAGGGGUGGGGGGCUGCAUGCAGUGGCUCACGCCUGUAUCCCCAAUACUUUUGGAGGCUGAGGUGGGAGAAUUGCUUGAGCCCAAGAAUUCAAGA